Molecule: messenger RNA, 2287 nt
Organism: Doryrhamphus excisus (bluestripe pipefish)
Lineage: Eukaryota; Metazoa; Chordata; Actinopteri; Syngnathiformes; Syngnathidae
Source: RefSeq, a predicted model, not a curated record
AGCUGCUUCAUGUGUUGUCACAACAACACAGCAGGGUUGGAAGCACUCUUUUCAUUGACAAAACAGGCACUUCAAGUGUGUUUGCGUCUUUCAUUGUGUAUCAUUGCUGUUGUUUGUGUCCCUGGAGGACCACCGAGGACAUCAUUAACAGGAGACACUCACUUGCAGAGACUCAGUGAGAGGGUACCUUCAUACUUGCAUCACUGCUCUUAUGAUCAUCUCUCAUCCAGCCUGGAGAGUCAUUCAUCAGCCUCUCGGAAGCUCAUCCCCUCAUUAUUGUCAUCAUAAUUAGGCCCUCCAGAGGCCCAAGCUCAUGGAGAUGGCAGAUCUUCCCGACAGACGCCAUAGCAACUUCCCCAGUGGACAAACCAAAUACAGUAACGUGACAAUAGAGCCUGAGUCUUCUGAGACCCGUCCAAACGUAGUAAGCAAAGAUGUCCAGAGACUUCUGGGUAAUUCUCGCAAAGCUGUAGUGAGACUGGAGCGUCUUGACUUCAACACUUUAUCUGUAGCGUCUCUGGAGCCUGUGGGAACUCUGAAUGAAAUGAAUCCAAAUGGAUCAUAUGCGGUGGAGAUUGAAGAGAAAAGACCCAGCUCCCCUGCACUGACACCAGAACAGGAAUCCAAUCCAGAUCUAUCUUACAUUGUGGUUCACCAGCAUGGGAAGACCGACUCAGACACCUUCUACUUGGAUCCUGACCGGCAGCUCAUCAUGGUGCUUGAGCUUGAGCCUGAAGAGCCGGGAUGUGAACAGGCACCAGAGUCCAAAUGUGGAGAUCCUAAUGAGGACCUCUCAUCUCAGGAAGUGGUCCAAAGUGGAAGUGAGGAGAUGGAGAGUGAAGACUACUGUGCUGUUUGUCUGAAUGGAGGUGAUCUUCUGUGCUGUGACGUUUGCCCAAAAGUUUACCACUUGGCCUGUCACAUUCCUUCACUCCUGAGCAUCCCGAUGGGAGACUGGGCAUGUUCACUGUGCACAACAGAUCACAACCCAAAUGAAGCCUUCACCAGUGAGGGAGUCAGCACCUCGUACGCUCUGUCCCAUCGGGACCAGAGGAGAUGUGAGAAGCUGACAUUACUGCUGUAUGUCAACACACUGAGCGCUCCUUUCCACGAGCCCGUCAGCCACCUAGCGAGGAACUACUACCAGGUCAUCAGGAGGCCCAUGGACCUUUCACUGAUCCGCAGGAAACUGGACAAGAGCAACACUCUGCACUACUUUACAGCUGACCAGUUUGUCCACGACGUCCUUCUGAUGCUCAGCAACUGUGCUACCUUCAACUACCCCGACUCGGAGGUGGCCCGGGCCGGUCAAAACCUGGAGGUGUUUUUUCUGUGCAAGCUGAGGGAGAUUUUUCCCGACAGGAUGUUCUCGUUGGCCAGCCGGGACAGGAUGGAGCGCGCUCGCCUGCAGUGGCGCAGCAGGAGGAGGAAAGAGGCCAGCAGACGGAAGAGAUGUGUGAGGAGAAAACACUUUCUACUCUAAACAUUCUUGGCUGUCAUGUUGGGUCACCAAUAAAAAUAUGUUAUUUCGAGCUACAGCUACAGUGGUGUGAAAAAAGUGUCUAAUUUCUUAUUUUUUUGCAUGUUUAUCACACUUACAUGUUCAGAUACAUGGAUGAUAACAUGUAAUAGGGAAAAUAGGGAAAACUAUAUUUAAUAGGGAAAAACUAAACUAUCUUACUGUAACUGUAACUAUCUGUACUGGAACUUCUUUCCUAGGUGUGUCAAUCAUUUUUGGAUAAUGGCUCUCACUGUGGUUUGCUGGAGUCCCAAAGCUUUAGAAACGGCUUUAUAACCUUUUUCAAACUGAUAGAUCUCAGUUAAUCUCAGUCACGUUAUGUUUGAAAAGGGGGUCAAUCACUUUUCAACACACGGCCACCAUGUAGGUUUGGAUUCUUUGUUCUCCCUUAAUAAAAAAAAACGUUUAAUUUUGUUAUGUUCAGUUGUGUUGUCAUUGACAAAUAUUAAAAUUUGUUUAAUGAUCUGAAACAUUUUAGUGUGACCUACAUACAAAUCAAUAACAAAUCAGGGGGUGCAACAACCUUCCCACAAUACUCUAUAAUCUAUGCAUUAGUGUUGCAUGUCUUGCUGCCUCGGGCCUUUCAGCUUCUUCAGCCUCCACAUUUGGCCUCUUCUCAAACAAACACUCAUAUACAGGAUCAUCUGUCAGGAAAAAGCAGCUCUUGCCAUAAAAAGACACGGACAAAGUCUGCUGAUAAGAGAAAUCUGCAGCGUGGUCAUAAAGGCUGAAUGUCUUAGAUCACAGAAGCAGGAGUAGAGUGUGGAG